Triticum turgidum subsp. durum (durum wheat) is the source of this 231-nucleotide messenger RNA. The record is from the annotation of a GenBank genome assembly. NCBI's taxonomy places the organism in Eukaryota, Viridiplantae, Streptophyta, Magnoliopsida, Poales, Poaceae.
AUGGCUAUCUUCAAAAAGAAAGCAGGCACCCUGUUUUUGGCAACUCUCAUGGUCAUCGCUACUCUUCGACUAGCCACAACGGCAAACAACGAGAUACAAACAGAUGCUCUCCCCCUACCUGCGAAGUGCUAUGAGUUGGACUUACCUAACUACACGUUGGAAUCAUGCAACAAAUUUUGCCAUGGAGGAAAGUGCACUUCCUACGAUGGCUGUUGCUGCCCCAUUGCCUAA